UGUAGUUUUAUUGGAUUUUAUUUAUAAGUAGAAGUUUUUUUAAAAUCCUACUUCGUAUGUUUUAGAAAUAUAUAAUAGAAGAAAUUCCAUGAAAUACUAAACAAAGGUUAUGAAAGUUAAGUAUGAGUUUUGUUUUACAAACACUCAAUCAAAAAUCAGAAGUUGACAAUGUUAUCAAAAGUGUAGCUGAAAAAGUGCUUGUGUUAAGGUUUGGUCGUGAAAAUGAUCCUGGUUGUUUACAGUGUGAUGAUAUUUUGGCGAAAACUGCUCAAAAAUUAAGAAAUAUGGCGGAAAUAUACUUAGUUGAUGUAGAUAAAGUUCCUGUGUAUACACAAUACUUCGAUGUGUCGCUUAUUCCUGCCACAGUGUUCUUUUUUAAUGGCCAACACAUGAAAGUUGACAAUGGAACACAAGAUCACACCAAAUUUAUUGGACCAUUUGCUACAAAACAAGAUUUUAUUGAUUUGGUGGAAGUGAUAUAUCGUGGUGCAAUGAAGGGAAAACUUAUUGUGGCAUCACCUAUCGAUCCUAAAAAUGUUCCUAAAUAUAAUUUAAUAUACAAUGAUAUUUGAGUACAGUAAAUACGUGAUUAAAUAUUUAUCAA
This is a messenger RNA of Hydractinia symbiolongicarpus, 604 nucleotides long. RefSeq names its product thioredoxin-like protein 4B. The record is from RefSeq and is a predicted model, not a curated record. Gene Ontology annotation, cellular component: spliceosomal complex; U5 snRNP; U4/U6 x U5 tri-snRNP complex. Bases 123 to 572 code for a protein of 149 amino acids. Gene Ontology annotation, biological process: mRNA splicing, via spliceosome. Lineage: Eukaryota; Metazoa; Cnidaria; Hydrozoa; Anthoathecata; Hydractiniidae. The transcript has a single exon.